Hylaeus volcanicus is the source of this 6459-nucleotide messenger RNA. RefSeq names its product chitin synthase chs-2 (gene kkv). Gene Ontology annotation, molecular function: chitin synthase activity. NCBI's taxonomy places the organism in Eukaryota, Metazoa, Arthropoda, Insecta, Hymenoptera, Colletidae. The transcript is spliced from 21 exons. The coding region runs from base 763 to 5463 and encodes 1566 amino acids. The record is from RefSeq and is a predicted model, not a curated record. Gene Ontology annotation, cellular component: cell periphery; cell septum.
CUCGCUCGGGAUUCCUCGACGAUAGUUUCGAGUGACCACUGGCGAGUCGCAGUCUUCGGGGACCAAAAGUGUCAAAAACGUUCGCUUUCUCUCCUUCUAGAGCAAAAGGAAUGAAAAAAACGCGAGUUUUCGCGGGGUGGAAUUUCGCAACGAGGCCGAGUUCCGGGCAAUAGGUUGGUCAUUAUUAUACGUAACUCGGUCUGCUCGCAGCUUUGACAUCAAAAAUUGUUCAAGGGACACACGGUGUACGGAGGACAAAGCGAGAGGGACAGAGAAAAAUCGCGAAGGGUAGGAAAGAGAAAAAGAGAGACUCGCUCUCUAGCUGUGUUGUGAAAGUUAUACACGAGUGGAAGGCAAGAGGGGAUCCUGGAUCGCUUCUGGUACCUCUGGUAGAUCGUGGCUAAGCCAGUCGCUGGUUCGCCGCUCACCUAAACGGCUUUCACCUGGCCGAUUACGAAGAUUCUUGGUCGUCGACCGCCUCGAAUGAUUCUGCUCUCCAUCGAGUGUCUUUCGAGCGCGUGUACACGAAAAAACCGUGGUUACGUGGCCGAUGAUCAGUGACCGACCAUAGCUCGGCAUGUGACUCGUGUUCUCGUCGAGGAGAUUUGUGUGUCCAUGCAAGCAGAGGAGGAAGAAGGAUUCGUGAACGGAUCCGGUCUUCCGAAAACGAUCCAGGAAGUGCACCUUUGAUUUAUCCUGCCGUGCCUAAACAUCGUGUUUCGUUCCUGGUAGCUGGUGGAGGUCUCGCUCCCAUCCAGCAGAAUGUCCAAAAAUCAGCCACAAAAUGGAAUGCUACCGGGCGAUGCAGUGGUAGCUGGUGCAGAUGACUUUUCAGACGGCGAGAGCACACCACUAAGUCAGGACUAUGGCGAAAGUCAAAGGAUGGUGGUGGAAACAAAAGGGUGGGAUGUGUUCCGAAAUCCACCCCCAAAAAUCGACUCGGGUUCGAUGGCCAAUCAAAGAUGCCUGGAGGUGACGGUACAGAUAACUAAGGUCAUCGUUUACCUCUUAGUUUUUGUGAUAGUGCUAGGAAGCGGUGUAGUUGCCAAAGGAACAAUUCUAUUCAUGACAUCACAGCUCAAAGCUGAUCGAAAGAUCGACUACUGCAAUAGGCAGUUAGGCCGGGACAAGCAAUUCGUAGUCACGUUACCAGAAGAAGAGAGGAUAGCGUGGAUCUGGUGUAUAAUAAUCGCGUUCGCAGUGCCCGAAUUCGGCACGUUGAUUCGCAGCCUUCGAAUAUGUAUCUUCAAGUCUUGGAAGAAGCCACCGAUUUCUCAUUUCCUUCUCGUGUUUCUCAUGGAGACCUUCCACGUGGUCGGUCUGGCUCUAAUGUUUAUGGCAGUGCUUCCCGAUUUGGACGUCGUUCAAGGCGCGAUGCUGACGAACUGCGUGUGCUUCGUACCUGGAUUGCUAGGGCUCCUUUCCCGCAAUAAAAAUAAAGAAGAAUCGAAGAGAUUCGUCCUGGUGCUGAUCGAUAUUGCUGCACUGGCUGCUCAAGGAACGAGUUUCGUCCUUUGGCCAUUGCUGGACAGUUCUAAACCUUCGUUGUGGCUCAUAGGACCAGCUCUGUUUCUAGUUUCCUGUGGCUGGUGGGAGAAUUACGUUUCUAUGCAAAGCCCCAUUGGAUUCGUUCGGUCUUUGGGCAGAGUGAAGAAAGAACUGAGACUUACUCGAUAUUUCACCUAUUUGUUCGUGUCGGCCUGGAAGAUCGUAGGAUUCUUCAUCAGCGCUUUACUCAUACUUUACGUAAAGGGAGAAACCGUGGGACAUUUGUUCACGAUGCUGAGCAGCGCAUUUGGAAACCAUAAGAUCAUGGUAUCGAAGAUACGACCAGACUCCUCCAGUAGGAUCACCGACAUCUCCGACGUGAUCGAAAUCGGUGAUAAAAUACCCAUAGACGCAAGCGUGAACACGCCUAUAUACGUCCUACUAUUGCAAAUAUUCGGCGCUUAUUUCGCAUAUAUUUUUGGUAAAUUCGCUUGCAAGAUUCUGAUACAAGGAUUUAGUUACGCCUUCCCUGUAAAUCUGACGAUACCAGUAUCGAUCUCAUUCUUGAUUGCCGCCUGUGGUUUGCGAAAUGGUGAUCCUUGCAUUUUCCACGGCACUUUUCCUGAUUAUCUAUUCUACGAGUCGCCGCCGCCAUAUUUCCUCAACGAUUUUGUGUCGAAGCAAUACGCUUGGGUGUGGUUGCUCUGGCUAUUAUCUCAAACAUGGAUUACUUUGCAUGUCUGGACUCCAAAAUGCGAACGUCUGGCCGCUACGGAGAAGCUUUUCGUCGUUCCCAUGUACAAUUCUCUGCUAAUCGAUCAAUCAAUGGGGCUGAACAGAAAACGGGACGAUCAACCGGAGGUGAAGGUCGAGGAUCUGGCGGAAAUAGAAAAAGAAAAAGGAGAUGGAGAUUACGAGACUAUAUACGAGCAAACGGACGCUACAACGACACCCCCGUCGGCUGUAAAAAGCAGCGAUCACGUAACCAGAAUCUAUGCCUGCGCGACGAUGUGGCACGAGAACAAGGAGGAAAUGAUGGAAUUUUUAAAAAGUAUCUUGCGUCUCGACGAGGACCAGUGCGCUAGACGCGUCGCGCAAAAAUAUUUAAAGGUCGUCGACCCGGACUACUAUGAAUUUGAAACUCACAUUUUCUUCGACGACGCGUUCGAGUUAGCGGAUCACGACGAGAACGAGUCGCAGGUGAACAGGUUCGUUAAACUAUUAGUCGGCACUUUGGACGAGGCUGCGUCGGACGUCCAUCAGACGAGAAUGCACGUGAGAGCACCGAAAAAGUACCCGACUCCUUAUGGUGGUCGACUGGUUUGGACACUUCCUGGAAAAACAAAAAUGAUCGCUCAUCUGAAGGACAAGAGCAAGAUCCGUCACAGGAAACGUUGGAGUCAGGUUAUGUACAUGUAUUACUUGCUCGGACACAGAUUGAUGGAGUUGCCGAUUAGCGUAGAUCGCAAGGAAGUGAUCGCGGAGAACACUUAUUUGCUUACUCUCGACGGUGAUAUCGAUUUCCAACCAGCCGCCGUGAAAUUGCUCGUAGAUCUGAUGAAGAAGAACAAGAACCUCGGAGCGGCCUGCGGUCGCAUCCACCCUGUUGGUUCCGGACCCAUGGUGUGGUAUCAGAUGUUCGAGUACGCGAUCGGUCAUUGGCUGCAAAAAGCAACCGAGCACAUGAUCGGUUGUGUACUUUGCAGCCCCGGUUGCUUCUCGCUCUUCAGAGGGAAAGCUUUGAUGGAUGACAAUGUGAUGAAGAAGUAUACCACGAGAUCCGACGAGGCCAGGCAUUACGUUCAGUACGAUCAGGGCGAGGACAGAUGGCUUUGCACGCUGCUUCUGCAACGAGGCUACAGGGUGGAGUAUUCCGCGGCCAGCGACGCUUAUACUCACGCGCCCGAGGGUUUCAAUGAAUUUUAUAAUCAACGUCGCCGAUGGGUACCUUCCACCAUAGCGAACAUUAUGGACCUUUUAGUGGACGCAAAAAGGACGAUUAAAAUUAACGAUAACAUUUCACUUCCCUAUAUCUCCUAUCAGAUCUUGCUCAUGGGCGGUACUAUUUUAGGACCAGGUACGAUCUUCCUUAUGUUGGUGGGUGCCUUCGUGGCUGCCUUCAAAAUCGACAACUGGACCAGCUUCUACUACAACAUUAUCCCUAUUCUACUUUUUAUGAUAAUAUGUUUCACGUGUAAGGCUAACAUUCAGCUUCUGUGCGCGCAAAUAUUGUCAACAGGAUACGCGAUGAUAAUGAUGGCAGUGAUAGUAGGUACGGCUCUUCAGCUCGGAGAGGACGGUAUCGGAUCGCCCUCCGCCAUAUUCUUGAUAUCACUGUCCAGUUCGUUCUUCAUAGCAGCCUGUUUGCAUCCCCAAGAAUUUUGGUGUAUCGUCCCUGGAAUAAUUUAUCUCCUCUCGAUCCCCUCCAUGUACCUGCUCCUGAUUCUUUACUCCAUCAUAAAUUUGAAUGUCGUCUCAUGGGGCACCCGCGAGGUCCAAGUGAAAAAGACCAAAAAGGAACUUGAACAAGAGAAACGGGAAGCCGAGGAAGCGAAGAGAAAAGCGAAGCAAAAGUCUUUGUUAGGAUUUCUCCAAAAUGGCGUUGGCUCGAACGACGACGAAGAAGGGUCUAUAGAGAUCUCCUUGGCAGGAUUGUUCAAAUGCAUGUUUUGCACUCAUGGCCAGACUUCCAACGAGAAACAGCAAUUGGUGGCAAUCGCUGAAUCACUGGAUCUUCUCGGGAAACGUUUGGAAACCAUGGAAAGGGUUCUGGAUCCGCAUGGACACGCAAGUUCGCGUCGACGGGCGUCCUCGGUGGGCUCUCGAACUGCUGAUCAUCUGGGCGCCAUCGGCGAGGAACCUGCCGAGGAUCAAGGAUGCCAUAGCGAUACAGAAACUGUGACUAGUCAGAAUACAGAAGGCAAUCAUGAGGUUAGCACUUUCGUCAGCCGCCCUUACUGGCUGAGCGAUGAAGGAUUGAAGAAAGGUGAAAUCGAUGUCCUGUCCCUUCAAGAGGAACAGUUCUGGAAGGAUCUCUUGGAGAAGUAUCUGUACCCUAUAGACGAGGACAAAGCGGAGAAGGCACGAAUCGCCAAAGAUCUAAAGGACCUACGAGACCAGAGCGUGUUCGCGUUUUUUAUGAUGAAUGCCCUCUUCGUCCUGAUCGUCUUUCUGCUGCAAUUAAACAAAGACUUGUUGCACGUGAAGUGGCCUUGCGGUAUCAAGACAAACAUCACCUAUGACGAAGCCACGCAGGAGGUACACAUUACGAAGGAGUACCUACAACUCGAGCCAAUCGGUCUAGUCUUCGUGUUCUUCUUCGCUCUGAUAUUGGUUAUUCAAUUCACCGCGAUGUUGUUUCAUCGAUUUGGCACGUUCGCCCAUAUCCUGGCCAGCACCAGCUUGGAUUGGUACUGCUGCAAGAAGACCAAGGAUUUGUCAGAGGAAGCCCUGCUUUCGAAACACGCCGUGGAAAUAGUUAGGGAUUUGCAGAGAUUAGACGGAAUGGAGGGCGAUUACGAGGAGGGCAGCGGCAGCGGCCCUGGAAGGAGAAAAACUAUAAGAAACCUCGAAAAGAGCCGAAGGAAAACGCAGGCAAUCAAUACGCUCGAUGUCGCGUUCAGGCAGAGAUUCUUCAGCAUGUCCGAGGGCAACGGUUUGCCGAGGAACAUGUCGACGAGACGUUCCGCGAAGGCUUUCAAGGCUUUCGAGGGCCGCAGGAACAGCAUCAUAGCGAUGAGACGAAAGUCGCAGAUGCAGACUCUAGGAGCGAAUAAUAUUUACGGAGUGGCGGGCAAUCCUCUUGGAAUUCAAGGACGUCCUUCGAGAAGUAGUCAGAUAUCCGUCAAGGAUGUCUUUGAGGGACACGGGGGCCACGUGAAUGUCGCGUAUCAACAGGAUGAGAAUACUGGAAGCAGCCUCAGACUUCACAAUCUUGGUCAGAGUACGUGGAGGGAAGCCAACACUAACAUCUGAUCGGAUAGCGUGUAACAACGUAUGAGUUCUACAGAAGAGCAACGCUGGCCACCUUCCUCGUGCGAUGACAUCCGGAAGACUACGCGACUAAUGGUCGCAGCUGGCCUAGUUACGCUAAGAAUAGUGGAAUCGAUGGAUUCCAUCUAAAUUUCGUCACGUAUUCCAGCGCUUCCUAUAGCAGUUAUUCGUUAAACCGAUGUAUGUUGUGAGAGUGGUUAGAAAAAUACGAAAAAGACUGCCUUCGCGUAGAAUAAUUUAUUGUGGAAUGAAUGGAAUAGUUCCGCCUUUAAACUCUUUUUCUUUUCUUUUUUAAGUACUUUUUCCUAAACGAUAAUAAUAAUUAUUACACUACUACUAAUAAUAAUAGCAACAACGAAAAGAGAAGUUGGUUAGCGACCAAUUAUACCUACGUACUAUUAAACUCUGAGAGUUUAAACAUCAGCGAAUCGAAUUCGAAACGUUUGAAAUUUGGAAAAGUUAAAGUUAGUCUUUUUUUUUUCUACUCGUGACUAGACAUUUAAGAUAAACGAACUGACCGGUGAAUAGUAAUAUUUCGUAGAACGACUACCGUGCGAUAGAUGACGGUUUAACCCCUUUAUGCUCACAGUAUUAUUUUCUAUACAAAAUAGUUUCAGACAAUUGUUGCGUGGUUUCCUUUCAAGGAUUAUUCUUCAAAAAUUUCAUUCUUCAAGAAAAGCCACCUUAUCGAUGCAGACACGAAGGGGUUAAAAGUAGGGUAAUUACUGUAGACGAUAACGCGUAAUACCCUUGUUAACUGGUAACGUAUCAGCGAGCACACAUUAUCACUCACGUGUGACAGUUAUCGCAACGACGACGCUUACAUUUGUUUUUGCUCCUCUGAACGUGAUACAGCCGUUAUAUAUUUAAUCGAUAGACGUCUUUUGUACAUAACGCGUGCGUACGUGCAAAACGAAUUGCAGAAAAAUUGUGCUGACUGGGAACGAAAUAAAGUUGAUACCAUCAGCACUCAACAAC